This is a messenger RNA of Abrus precatorius (Indian licorice), 1560 nucleotides long. Its product is annotated as aluminum-activated malate transporter 12-like. Gene Ontology annotation, biological process: malate transport. Bases 1 to 1560 code for a protein of 519 amino acids. The transcript has 6 exons. Gene Ontology annotation, cellular component: plant-type vacuole membrane. The record is from RefSeq and is a predicted model, not a curated record. NCBI's taxonomy places the organism in Eukaryota, Viridiplantae, Streptophyta, Magnoliopsida, Fabales, Fabaceae.
AUGGCUGAAACCAGCUAUAUUAGUAAUAGAAACUCAAGCCAUUGGAUUUGGAAAUAUGUGACUAAUGUUACUGAUAGAGUGAAAAGACUUUCAUCUUUGGCAUGGAGAACAGCAUGGAAAGUAGGUGAAGAGGAUCCAAGAAGGGUGUUCCAUUCUUUGAAAGUGGGUCUAGCUUUGACACUAGUUUCUUUGCUGUAUCUAAUAAAGCCAUUGUUUGAAGGGAUCGGCCAAAAUGCUAUGUCAGCUGUCUUGACUGUGGUAGUGGUGAUGGAGUUUACUGUGGGAGCAACAUUAGGCAAAGGACUAAAUAGAGGGUUGGGGACUUUGUUAGCAGGAUCAUUGGCAUUUCUUAUUGAGUAUGUUGGGGAUAUCCCUGGUCGAACAUUUCAAGCUGUUUUCAUUGGUGCUUCAGUUUUUAUUUUAGGAACUGUAACUACUUAUAUAAGGUUCAUCCCCCUUAUCAAGAAAAAUUAUGACUAUGGUGUUAUGAUAUUCCUCUUGACUUUUAAUUUGAUAACUGUAUCGAGUUUUCGUGUUGAUAAUGUGUGGGACAUUGCAAAAGAUCGCAUAGCAACAAUUGCCAUAGGGGGUGGCCUAUGUCUUGUAAUGAGCCUAGUGGUCUUUCCAAAUUGGUCAGGAGAAGACCUCCAUAACUCCACCAUAGCAAAACUCGAAGGCCUAUCCUACUCAAUAGAAGCUUGUGUCACGAAAUAUUUCUGUGAUUCUGAAAAUCAAGAACCUCAUGAUGAUUCAUCCGAGGAUCUGAUUUACAAAGGUUACAAGGCUGUUUUAGAUUCCAAAGCUAAAGAUGAAACACUGGCAUUACAAGCAAGCUGGGAACCAAGAUGCUCAAGAUAUUGGCACAGAAUCCCAUGGCGGCAAUAUGCGACAGUUGGAAAUGCCCUUCGCCAUUUUAGUUACACUGUUGUUGCACUACAUGGGUGUCUUCUGUCUGAAAUUCAGACACCAGGGUCAAUUCGAGCCCUAUACAAAGAAUCUUGCAUCAAACUUGCAGAAGAAGUGUCUAAAGCACUGAGGAAACUGGCCAACAGCAUAAGGCACAAACGUCAAUUCUCAUCUCAAGCACUGUCUGAUGAUCUUAAUGAAGCUCUACAAAAUCUCAACAAUGACUUGAAAUCCCAACCCCAACUCUUUCUUGGCUCCAAGAAAGUUGGAACCAGUGAGAAAAAGCAUGAAGAAGAAGAUAGUAGAAUCUCAUUCUCAAGUGUUAUGAGCGAUUGUUCUUCAAUUUUUGAAAGUAAAUCCAAAGAGCUUUCUGGCGAGUUGUCAAUGGAAGGACACAAGAAGGUUUUAAAGCCACUGCUAAGUAAGAUUGCAAUGACUAGCCUUCAGUUCUCGGAAGCACUACCAUUUGCUGCUUUCACUUCUUUGCUUGUGGAGAUGGUGGCAAAGCUGGAUCAUGUUAUAGAUGCAGUUGAACACUUGGGCAAAUUGGCACGCUUUAGAGAGUUCAAUGAGGAUGAUGAUGAGAUUGUUGUGACUUGUGAGAGGCCAAAAAUGCAUAUAGCAAACAAUGAUUUGCCUUCUUAUGGAUUUUGA